Tupaia belangeri chinensis (Chinese tree shrew) is the source of this 3695-nucleotide messenger RNA. It is a transcript of the gene XIAP, whose product is annotated as X-linked inhibitor of apoptosis. The transcript is spliced from 7 exons. The record is from RefSeq and is a predicted model, not a curated record. The coding region runs from base 144 to 1631 and encodes 495 amino acids. Gene Ontology annotation, molecular function: cysteine-type endopeptidase inhibitor activity involved in apoptotic process; ubiquitin protein ligase activity. Gene Ontology annotation, cellular component: cytoplasm; nucleus. Gene Ontology annotation, biological process: positive regulation of canonical Wnt signaling pathway; negative regulation of apoptotic process; positive regulation of protein ubiquitination. Lineage: Eukaryota; Metazoa; Chordata; Mammalia; Scandentia; Tupaiidae.
AGGGGCCGGGACCCGGGCCGCUUGCCCAGGUUCCCCGGACUGCGGAAGGAGGACGUGGGUGGGUGGCUUCAGGCCCGCUGGGCCGCCUCCCUUAACCCGGUGACACCUAAGAAAAGGUGGACAAGUCCUAUUUUCAAGAGAAGAUGACUUUUAACAGUUUUGAAGGAUCUAAAACUUGUGUACCUGCAGACAUCAAUAAGGAUGAAGAAUUUGUAGAAGAGUUUAAUAGAUUAAAAACUUUUGCUAAUUUUCCAAGUAGUAGUCCUGUCUCAGCAUCGACACUGGCACGAGCCGGUUUUCUUUAUACUGGUGAAGGAGAUACUGUGCGGUGCUUUAGUUGUCAUGCAGCAGUAGAUAGGUGGCAAUAUGGAGACUCUGCAGUUGGAAGACACAGGAAAGUAUCCCCAAAUUGCAGAUUUAUCAACGGCUUUUAUUUUGAAAACAGUGCCGCACAACCUACAAAUUCUGGUGUCCAGAAUGGUCAGUACAAAGGUGAAAACUACCUGGGAAGCAGAAAUCAUUUUGCUUUAGACAGGCCAUCUGAGACUCAUGCAGACUAUCUUUUGAGAACUGGACAGGUCGUAGAUAUAUCAGACACCAUUUACCCAAGAAAUCCUGCCAUGUGUAGUGAGGAAGCUAGAUUAAAGUCAUUUCAGAACUGGCCAGACUAUGCCCACUUAACCCCAAGAGAGCUAGCUAAUGCUGGACUCUACUACACGGGUAUUGAUGAUCAAGUGCAGUGCUUUUGUUGUGGUGGAAAACUGAAAAACUGGGAACCUUGUGAUCGUGCAUGGUCAGAACACAGGCGACAUUUUCCUAAUUGCUUCUUUGUUUUGGGCCGGAACAUUAAUAUUCGAAGUGAAUCUGAUAUUGUGAGUUCUGAUAGAAAUUUCCCAAAUUCAACACAACAUCCAAGAAAUCCAGCCAUGGCAGAUUACGAAGCACGGAUCAUUACUUUUGGGACGUGGAUAUACUCAGUUAACAAGGAGCAGCUUGCAAGAGCUGGAUUUUAUGCUUUAGGUGAAGGUGAUAAAGUAAAGUGCUUUCACUGUGGAGGAGGGCUAACUGAUUGGAAGCCCAGCGAAGACCCUUGGGAACAACAUGCUAAGUGGUAUCCAGGGUGUAAGUAUCUGUUAGAAGAGAAGGGACAAGAAUAUAUAAACAAUAUUCAUUUAACCCAUUCAACUGAGUCUCAGGUAAAAACUGAUGAAAAAACAUCACUAAAUAAAAGAAUUGAUGAUACCAUCUUCCAAAACCCUAUGGUACAAGAAGCUAUACGAAUGGGAUUCAGUUUCAAGGACAUUAAAAAAAUAAUGGAGGAAAAAAUUCAGACAUCUGGGAGCAAUUAUAAAUCACUUGAGGUUCUGAUUGCAGACCUAGUUAGUGCCCAGAACGACAGUACCCAAGAUGAAUCAAAUCAGACUUCAAUGCAGAAAGAGAUCAGUACCGAAGAGCAGCUAAGGCGCCUCCAGGAGGAGAAGCUUUGCAAAAUCUGUAUGGAUAGAAAUAUUGCCGUGGUUUUUAUUCCUUGUGGACAUCUGGUCACUUGUAAACAGUGUGCUGAAGCAGUUGACAAAUGUCCCAUGUGCUACACAGUCAUUACGUUCAAGCAAAAAAUUUUUAUGUCUUAAUCUAGCUCUACAAUAGGCAUGUUAUGUCCUUCUUACCACCCUGAUUGAAUGUGUGAUGUGAACCGACUCGAAGUAAUCAGCAUUGAAUUCCAUUAGCGUUUGAUACCAAGUAGGAAAAAAAUGUAAGACGGCAGUGUUUUAGUUGGCAAUCUGAAAUCUCAGUUUCUGGAUUUUUCAGGGUAUUAGCUGUACUAAUCUGAUCUAAUUUUUCCCCCGUUAUUUAACUGAAACCCUAGACUAAGAAGCAUCCUGUUUGAACUGAUCAUAAUUUGUAUUCAUAGCACACUGACUUUGUUCCUAAGUGUAAGUGAGUUAAUCAUUUAAAUUUUGCACUCUUUUCAUAUAGAUCGAAUAAUUGGAACAUUCCAUAUCAACAGGGAGAUGAAAGUCAUCUCCCCACUUACAUAGUUUGUUUCGUGUGAAAAGGAGUGAAGUGUUCCACACUGGUGAAAAGAUAAUUUUUCAAUGUUUGUCUUUGUGUUGUAGAAUUCUGUCCAUUUUCUUGUAGAAUUGUAAACACUUAUUGGUGUGAAUGAUUUAAACCAAGUGAUUUUGCCAAUUUCAAGAGAGUGUUUCAGGAUAGACUACCAUCUAGCCAACAUGUACUGACAUGGAAAGAUGUCAAAGAUAUAUUAAGGGUAAAAUGCAAGCGGCAAAACACUAUGUAGAAUAUGAGCCAAAUCCAAGGUGUGUGUUUUCUGUAUGUGUAGAGCAAAAGGUUUGGAAAAAUAUGCACCAAUCUGUUAAAUGUGGUUUGUCUUCAGGGGGUGGGGGACAGGUCCCAGUGGGGUUUAUAGGGGCCUUUCACUUUCUGGGUUUUUUUCAUUUUUUGUUCUGUUUGAAUUUUUUAUAAGUAUGUAUUACUUUUGUAAUCAGAAUUUUUAGAAAGUAUUUUACUGAUUUAAAGGCUUAGGCAUGUUCAAACGCCUGCAAAACUACUUAUCGCUCAGCUUUAGUUUUUCUAAUCCAACAAGGCAGGGCAGUUAACCUUUUUGGUGCCAAUGUGAAAUUUAAAUGUUUUUCUGUGUUCCCUGCUUUGUGGUUGAUAAAUAUUUCUGAGUGGUAGUUUUCCGACAGGUAGACCAUGUCUUCUUAUCUUGUUUCAAAAUAAAUAUUUCUGAUUUUGUAAAAUGAAAUAUAAAACAUGUCUCAGAUCUUCCAAUUAAUUAGUAAGGAUACAUCCUUAAUCCUUGCUAGUUUAAGCCUGCCUAAGUCACUUUACUAAAAGAUCUUUGUUAACCCAGUAUUUUAAACAUCUGUCAGCUUAUGUAGGUAAAAGUAGAAGCAUGUUUGUACACUGCUUGUAGUUAUAGUGACAGCUUUUCAUGUUGAAAUUCUCGUAUCAUCUUGUAUCCGAAAGUUUUGUGCGAGUUUUUAACUGUUAAGAUGAUUAAGAUGUAUAUAGGAUAAACUGUUAAGUCUUUCCUCUGCGUUUUUUUGUUUGUUUGUUUGUUUGUGGGUUUUUUUUGGUGUCUUGACUAGUAAUAUUAUUAGAUACUUCUGAUAUAAAUGUUCUCUCAAGAUCCUUUAAACCUCUGGGAAAUUAUGAAAUACUGACAAAAAAAAAGAAUAGUUAUUUAAAUAUGAAAGAGAAAAACAAGAAAACUCAAGUAAGAGUUGAUAUGGGUAAAAAAAGUAGAAGUUUAAAAAUGCUUCCUAGAACACCCAGAGUGUAUAUUACAGGAUUCCUGUGGCCGACGUGUCAGAGGUGAGUGAAGCAUUUUACUGCAAAGUUUGAGAGUGAAACUGUUCAAAGUUAUAUUUUCAUUGUAUUUUCUAAGAGAAAGAGUAUUGUUAUAUUCUCCUAACCUUUGUUGAUUACUACUUUAAGUGAUAUUCAUUUAAAGCAUUGCACAUUUAAAUGAGAAUUUUAAAAAUUGAAUGAUGACCGUCCUGCUUUUGUUUUGUUUUGUUUUGCUAUAUAAAUCCUCAGUUCUUCGCCUUUGCAGUGUCCUCUACUUCGGUUUGAUUGCAUAGUCAUUAAUUGAAUUUGACUCAGAUAGUCGGAACUUUAAAGCACUCUACAAGGAGAGAAAAGUAUUAAAAUGUUUUAAAUAUAUUUUC